AUGGGCGAUCAUGAAUUGAUGAUCAUGGUGGUAGGAGGUUUUGGAAUGCUUAGGAGAUUUGUGAAGUUGAGCCUUGUCUGGGUGCAAAUGGGCAGAAAGUGCUCACAUUGUGGAAACAUAGGACACAAUACAAGGACUUGCACCACUUAUAGAGGUACUGUUUUUGGUGGACUUAGGCUCUUUGGAGUGCGACUUGACAUAUCUUCUUCAUCUUCUGUUCCCAUGAAGAAAAGUCUCAGCAUGGAUUGUUUGCCUUCACCAAUAACCUCCUCACCUUCUCCAUCAUCUUCACUGUCUUCAUCUCGAGUUUCCAUCAAUGAUUCUGAUAAGACAUCUAUGGGUUCUCUCUCAGAUGGUCUCUUUGCUCAAGUCCACGAGAGGAAGAAGGGAGCCCCAUGGACAGAAGAGGAACACCGGACAUUUCUAAUUGGGCUUGAGAAGCUGGGAAAGGGUGACUGGAGGGGAAUCUCGAAAAACUUUGUGAUUUCAAGGACUCCAACCCAAGUUGCAAGUCAUGCUCAGAAGUAUUUUCUCCGGCAGGCUGGUCUCAACAAGAAGCAUAGGCGUUCCAGCCUCUUUGACAGGGUUGAGAAUAGCAAUCAAACAAACAAUGCCAACACGAUACGACCAUUCUUUACACAAUCCAACAGUGAAGAAAGUGAGUUCUCUCACCUGGUUCCCCUCCAUUCUGAGAUGAAAUCUCCAUUAGCAGCACUGCAAAUGAAGUCAAGUUCUCUGAAUGCAGCACUUGAUCUAGAGCUCACUCUAGGUGCUUCAAGUUCAAGGCCAAUGAAUCGAAGUAAAUCUUCCCCCAGUUCCCUGCUAAUUGGGCCUAUAUUACAAGAGAAAACGUAAAAUUACCAUUUUAAGAUUACUCCAAGCUCAAACGUAUAAAGUAAGAAGAGGCAGUGAUAGAAGGGCUAAAAUCAUUCAGGGAUGCUGCAUUAUGCUGGAAUUUAGAUCAAAAGACCCUUCAGGAAGUUGGUACCCAGGAAAAAGGGAACCAAAUGAUAGGGAAUAAGGAGGCAGAGGAUCUGUAUUAAUCUGGCUUAAUCCGGCAUUCAAUAGUGGUUUGUAUCCUGCUAACAGUUAAAGGGCGGGUUUUAGUACAAUAGUUAAAUUGCUCUAAUAUGAUCCAUCACAAAAAUAGUCUCUCCGCAAACAAAUAAUGUUUGUGCAUCAAACUCUCCUUAGACCCAUUAUUGAGAAGAGCCAUAUGCAGCUGACUACAUGUGAUCUAACCCUCCCUCGACACGGCAACCUUGUGUAGUAGACUGUCUUUUGUUCAUACCAGCUCACUAAUGUUCAGCAACAUCUUAAAGAGUAAGAUACUCAGAUGUUUGGCUUUUUACGUUCUUUUUCCUUUGACAUGUCCAUGCCUCUGCUUGACUCAAAAACUUGCAGCGACUGUGAUUGUUAAAAACAAGACUACAACUGAGUUCAUCCAUGAGGAAGCACAGACAAUGAGUGUAACUAAUAAUGGAUCUAUGUGCACAGAUAUAGACAAGAG
This is a messenger RNA of Ilex paraguariensis (yerba mate), 1510 nucleotides long. Lineage: Eukaryota; Viridiplantae; Streptophyta; Magnoliopsida; Aquifoliales; Aquifoliaceae. The record is from the annotation of a GenBank genome assembly.